Messenger RNA from Paramecium tetraurelia, 942 nucleotides. RefSeq lists its product as uncharacterized. NCBI's taxonomy places the organism in Eukaryota, Ciliophora, Oligohymenophorea, Peniculida, Parameciidae. Gene Ontology annotation, molecular function: calcium-dependent protein serine/threonine kinase activity; ATP binding; calcium/calmodulin-dependent protein kinase activity. Gene Ontology annotation, cellular component: nucleus; cytoplasm. The transcript has 4 exons. Gene Ontology annotation, biological process: intracellular signal transduction; peptidyl-serine phosphorylation; protein autophosphorylation. The record is from RefSeq and is a predicted model, not a curated record.
AUGGAAUUCAAUUGUAUAAUUGAAAGAGAAUCAUUUUUAUUGAUUGUCAAGGAUACAACGUUGACAAUUUGUAAUUAAUCCAUCAAAUACACAUUUGAUAUAUCUUUGAAAAUUCUUAUCACCUGGAUAUUUCGUGAAUAAGAAUUGAAUGGGUUUAUAUUAGAUGAUCUCAUUGUGGAAGGGGAUAGUUUAAAUAUGAAAAAGCUUAAACUAUUUCUCGGUGGAAAAAUAACUUACACCGGCAUUCAAAUUUUCUAUUGCUUUAAUGGGGAGAUAAGUUUCAGCGAUAGUAAAGCAACAAAAGUCUGUUCUCUCAUCAAUAGGUAAACUAAACUAAAAUUCACUUGUAAAUGCUUUAAGAAAAGCAUGUUGGGAAUGGAGAAAAUUCAUAAGGAGAUUGAGAUUUUAAAGAAAACAUCUAAAAAAGGACUAGCCCCAAAAAUCUAUGAAUGCUAUUAAUCAAAUAAUUGUGUGUAUCUAAUAAUGGAAAAUUUGGAAAAAUUAUAGGAUUAGGCAUUUAUGGAAGAAGAUGUUAUGUUAUUUCUCUAUAGUCUAAUUUAAAUAAUCUCAGUCCUCCAUUAGGAAAAUAUUGUUCACAAAAGCAUAAAAAAAUCACAUAUUAUGUUUAGUGAAGACAACAAACUAAAAUUGGUUGGAUUUGGAAAAUCUAGCAAUGCCAAUAUUCAAAAUAAUGAGUUUAGACUGGACAUUUUUAAGGUCGGAAUUAUAAUGCAUAAAUUGUAAAGAUUAAAAAAUAGCAUAGCUACUAAAAAUAGAAUUUUUAAGACGAUCAAUUUACUAUAUCAGAGGAUGGAAAUUCCCUAUUAGAAGCUCUUCUAAAUUGGAAGAGUAAUUCUCCUAUUGAGUUAAAAGAACUAUUAUGCCAUCCUUACUUUAAAUUAUUAAAAUCAGAGGGAUUAUCUUUAUAAAUUUAAUGUAUGA